AUGCCGGUGGUGACAGAUCAACCCACGCCCCGGCCGUACAGGUCUCAUCUUCGCCCGGCGUGCUUGCAAUGUAGGAGGCGCAAGUCAAGAUGCCAGCAGCAAGAGGGAAUCACUUCUCCAACAUGUCAGAUGUGUCAUGUCUACGGCACGGAGUGCGAGUUCCCACCCUCUCCGCGAAGCGCCGGCCACGCACCGCUCAACCCCGGAAAAGUCCAGAAACCCUACCGGACCCCGCAGGCCAGCACGCCAUAUCGACGUGAACCGCCCGCCCCAGUCAAGGUGCAGGCACCCCAGGGCGGCAUAAGGACCUCGUCCUCGUCCCCAUCAACGAGCACUGCGUCCAGCUCGGGCCCUAAAGCUCUGCUCGAUGCGCACAACACUCACUUGAUGCUGGCGCUCGAUAGUCCCGAGGACGAGGACAACUCUCACAUUAUUGGUCCGGCGGUCACGAACGACACGCAGGUGUUGGCCGACUACCUCAGCUCCGAGCCCAGUAUCCACGAGCGGAUGAUCCGGGUGGCCAAGCCCAGACCAGGCGCUCAGAUGGGGCAGACGCCCCGUUCCACAACGGCGGGUGGCAACAGGAAGCCGGUUAUCUUCACAGCUGUUCGGAAACGUCCAUAUGGUCUAUCGCCGAGACAAACGGCGCCUUUGCAGAAGUACCAGCUCGUGGAAAAGAUGUUGGAGCCAUGGAUAUCCUCGCUGAUAGACUUAUAUUUUCAGAAAGUCAACAUUUGCUUUCCUCUCCUGGAUGAGGUUUCAUUCAAACACCAGUUCAAUACUGCAAGAGACAGAAUAUCCCCGGCACUGCUGUCUGUCUUGUAUGCGCACUCCAUGGUCUUUUGGAAGCACUGUCCGGACUUGCCCGCGCAAUAUUUCCCCGACUCCCGUUUUAUAUGGAACCAAGCAACGGAAACCCUGUUCACAGAACUCCACAUCUCGCCUGGGAUAUCUACCAUCAUCGCAAUCAUCCUCAACGUGGGCGGCAGACCAACAACUUCAAUGAUCAUGAACGAGAUUCAGUUAGGAUCCGCCGUGUCGCUCGCACAAUCACUGGGUCUUAAUCGAGACCCUGUAGAUUGGAAUAUCUCCAUGCCAGAGAAGUGUCUAAGGAUGAAAAUUUGGUGGGCACUAGUUGUUCAUGACAAAUGGCUGAGUCUGGCGUACGGCACCCCGCCACAAAUCAAAAGAUACCAGUACGACGUUCCAGAUCCCUCGCUGGAGUACCUCGUUGCAAAAGAUGCUACAAACGAUCAAAUCCAAGCCGCAUCGGUGUUCAUGGCCCUUGUCACGCUGACAGGUGUCCUCGACAAAUUCCUGGACUACGUCUACGACCUGAACCCUGAGCGUGACCAGAAGAGCGGGCAGACCUCCCUCGACCUGGAGCUCAGUCUUGGGCAGUGGGAGGACUCAUUGAGCGACGACAUCAGAAGGAUCAUCACCCGCGGAAGCAACCUGCACAUCCCCGGCGCCGCGAACCUGCGGCUGGCGUACCUCUCGACUAAGCUGCUGCGCAGAAGGAUCGAGCUCGAUCUCGAGAAGCAAGAAGACGCGAUGCCCGGCGACGCACUGACGAACCGAUACAUCCAGGUCCGGCGGGCAGCCGAGGAGAUCGUCCUCCUUGCGCAGGAGCUGGAAGACGACCAUCUAAGCGACUUCUGGCUACCGGUCAGUGCCUUCACAUUCACGUCAGCCAUCACUUUUCUGCUGCGCUGUGCGCUCGAGACGGAGAACACGGCGGGCGGCUUGGCUCAGAGCGCAUCACUCAAGUUGGCAAAGAACCUCGUGGACGCCUUACAAUCUCACCGGCAGAACUCGGGAUGGGACCUGGGCGAUAUCUGUUUGGCUCAGUAUGCAGAGGUUGUUGAGAGGCUGUUGACUGCCGACAGCCCGUCCGCGACUGUGCCCGAGUUCCAACAGUUGAUGAUGUCGUCAGAGGUUCCCACCGUUGAUGAACUCUUCCCCAACCUCUGGGACAUGUUUUGA
This is a messenger RNA of Colletotrichum graminicola M1.001, 1986 nucleotides long. Its product is annotated as fungal specific transcription factor domain-containing protein. Bases 1 to 1986 code for a protein of 661 amino acids. Gene Ontology annotation, cellular component: nucleus. The transcript has 3 exons. Gene Ontology annotation, molecular function: zinc ion binding; DNA-binding transcription factor activity, RNA polymerase II-specific; DNA binding. NCBI's taxonomy places the organism in Eukaryota, Fungi, Ascomycota, Sordariomycetes, Glomerellales, Glomerellaceae. The record is from RefSeq and is a predicted model, not a curated record. Gene Ontology annotation, biological process: DNA-templated transcription.